Phycomyces blakesleeanus NRRL 1555(-) is the source of this 369-nucleotide messenger RNA. RefSeq lists its product as hypothetical. NCBI's taxonomy places the organism in Eukaryota, Fungi, Mucoromycota, Mucoromycetes, Mucorales, Phycomycetaceae. Bases 1 to 369 code for a protein of 122 amino acids. The record is from RefSeq and is a predicted model, not a curated record. The transcript is spliced from 3 exons.
AUGGAAGCAAGCGGUUCGAAUGAGCAAUCAGAUGAGUCUAAAGCAAAGGAGUUUUACUUGGCCGAGAUGGGAACAAGCUUCAGCCUGGAGCAUUGUUACAACAUCUUGUCAAAACAUCCAAACAACACUGAUGAGGACGAAGUGUCUUCACAACGCCCUGUUGGAAGAAAGUGUGCAAAGGGUCUGGAGGCCGAUACAAGGGACUAUACCACUCAUAUGGAGCAGCUAUACUGCAGUCACUCUGAUUACAUCAGAAAAGAUGAUGAGAGGAACACGAUUCUCAGGGAAGGGCUUGAAUUUGCCCAUAUAAAUAUGGAGUCUGACAACAGACAUACCAUGGCUAUGGAAAGAGAACAAGCCAUGAAAUGA